Molecule: messenger RNA, 3128 nt
Organism: Lates calcarifer (barramundi perch)
Lineage: Eukaryota; Metazoa; Chordata; Actinopteri; Centropomidae
Gene: lactbl1b
Product: lactamase, beta-like 1b
Exons: 7
Coding region: 3-1832 (609 amino acids)
Source: RefSeq, a predicted model, not a curated record
CCAUGGGCAAGGCGGGGAGCAAAGUCCUGAGAGAGACCUCAGUGGAUGGGGUUCAAGCACAGCCAACCCCUGCUGUGGCUGCUCCUGCUGCGACUGUUAAAUUAGAAGGACUCACAAAAGCCAGCAGGAUGAAGGUGAAAUGGACCCAGCUGGGUUUGGUAUUCUUCCUCGUUUUGUCACUGGUGAUGACCGGAUGCUUCUUCUGGCAGUAUCAGCUCCCAAAGGUUCUGCCAGAUGAAGGGAUGGGUCGCAACGCCAAUUCAGAGAUGACGUGUCCCCGCUUCCCUGAGCCUCUCCCGCUGGAGCAUCCCAUCCCCAGUCUGAAAGAGGCCCUGGAAAAGGUGGACAUUUUGCUCCGGCAGAAUAUCAACCCCAUUAGCCUUCCCGCUCUGUCGGCCAUUGUGAUUUUAAAUGACACCGUUUUGUGGACUGGCAACUUUGGAAAGAGGAACGGCAGUGACCCUCUCUCAGGACUCCCCAAUGAGUACACAAUCUACAGAAUUGCCAGCCUGUCCAAAAUCUUCCCAACGCUGAUGCUGUACAGACUGUGGGAAGAUGGAAAGAUCGGCUCACUUGAUGACCCUCUGGAGAAAUAUGUGGAGAACUUCACCAUCAAAAACCCUCUUGGGAAGUCGCGAGACUCUGAGCUGAAAUACGUAACAGAUGGUCUGAUAUUUCUGGACAGCGGGGAAGUUCAGAUCCGCUCCUCCUCUGUCACCCUGCGCAGGAUGGCCAGCCAGCUCUCAGGCCUGCCCAGGAGACUCCGGGCCACAAAUCUGCUUUGGAAAGGAAAAACACAGUCUGCAAUCAAUCUGCUACAAGAUGAUGUCCUCGUCGCAGACCCAGGCACCAAAUGUCACUACAGCAACCUCGCCUUCUCUCUGCUCGCUCACGUGAUGGCCGAGCGGGUGGCCGGCAUGGACUACCAGCGCUGGAUCACAGACAACAUCCUUGACCGGCUGGGGAUGGAGGACACCGGCUUCGACAUCACCCCAGGGCUGCAGAGUCAAAUGGCCGUAGGUGUGUACUCUAACGGGAAGCCGGCCCCGCUCUAUGACCUGGGCUGGUACCGUCCUUCGGGUCAGAUGUUCUCCACAGCGGCAGACUUGGCUAAGCUUGCCAUGAUGCUGCUGGGCGCUUAUCACCGCAAGUUGCUGGAACCAGACUCACUGAAGAUAAUGCUGACCCCACUAUUCAGGUGUGAUAAGGACUACUUUGCAAACCGUACCGGGACACCAUGGGAGGUGAAUGAGCUGAUGGGCUACGAGGUGUUGCGUAAAGACGGAGACCUGGACGGUUAUUCUGCCACUUUCUCUCUGGUGCCUAGACUGAAGCUUGGCCUUGUGGUGCUCAUGGCUGGCAGCAGGUCUCAGAGCCAGGAUGUGGUCACCAAGGCUUACAACUAUAUCAUCCCAGCCAUAGAGAAAGCCUUCCGGGAGGCCAAGAAGGUCCUCUUCGCUCCCCCAAACCCAGACCCUUACAUCGGCUUCUUCACCUACAGCAACAUCACCUUCUAUGAGAUCAAAGCCGGACCAGAUGGUGUUCUGAUCAUGCAGCAGUUUGGGCCUCAGAUUGAAGAGCUGAUCCCAGAAAAGUACAGGACAAUAAAACUCAACUACCUGGUCGACCGGGUGUUCAGGGUGGUGUUUGAAAAAGAGUACCCUUGUGUUUUGCGAGUUGGCACAGCCUCGGUGUCCCUCGAGGCCCAAGAUGGCCAAUUAUUUAACUUCUACACAUUUGACAAGAGGGGUUUGUCCCCUGGUUUUGACGCCCCGGGACUGAAUACGUAUAAUGUGGUGAGAAUAGCCCGCAAGCCAUCCUUCUCAAGCUGAAGUGCUGCAAUGCCAUGGCCUAAAGACAAAUGGUACGUCCUUGGGAUGUAUGAGGGACUGUAAACAAAAAGGAGGCUGUGAAUAUUGAAAGACCAAAUGGAAAAGUUGGGAGUCAUUUUGGCGGUCACAGAUAGGACUGUGCUCUUGAUUUACAGAGAGCACAGGGAGGGAAUGGUGUUUCUUCCUCCCAGUUGUAUAAUGUCUUGCACAGAAAAUGAAUUUAUUUCUCUUCUGAAUGAUAUAUGUGACUGUCCCUCUCGCACUGGUCCUUCAUUAUGCCUCCUAACUGAACGUUCACAUUAUGCUGAUACAGUGCUUGUGUUUUUCCUGCCUUCAUUUAAGCCUUGGUCCUCUUGGUGUGCUCUGUCCUUGAGUUUUCAUGAGUGAAAACAGCAGAACACUGGCUCAUGGCAAACACUUGUUGGGGUUACAUACAUGAAUAUUUAGCCACAUCUCAUAUUCAGUUCUUGGACCAUGAUUGCAGUUCCACAAAAUCAUCAUUGUCUCAUGCAUAUUUCAUUUCUUUGUGGUACUAUCCUUGUGGAAGGUAAAAUCAGGACAUUUUCAUGGCAAAUGUGAAUAUGCGUCUCUUUUAAUUACACGGGGAUGUUGCCACGGGUAUGGAGCUGCUGAUUUAAUAGCAACAACCAAGCGCUUACAUGUGACUAAAAUGCAAAAUAUUUUGGCUCCUCAAUAAGCGGCGAUUAAGGACAGAGAGGCUUUUGGUUGCCUGUGUGACAUUCUCCUGUGUAAUCCCAGAAAAUGGACUCCUAUUCAUCCUGACCUCUAACACCAAUAUUAAUAAUACACUGCCCUGACUGCUGCAGGAAAAUGACAGAUUCAAGUGUACAAAAAUAACCCUCAAAAUGCAAUGGCUGAUAUUUUACCUUUUAUGAUAGAUUGAGUGUCUGGGGAGGAUGUGAUGGAAAUGGAAUAGAGAUUGAAAAUGUUGCUUAUUAUGAAGCAUCAGGUGCAACGAGUGAAAUCGAGGAGAAUGUGAAUGUAAAGCUGCCUAAAAAUUAAAUCUGCUGUGUCCUCUAUAUGCGGCUAUGGGUACAAUACUGAAACUGGCAUUCGAUUGUACAAUCCAAUGUUGUCACGGCUCACAGAACAAAGCUUGUUCUGACUGAUUGCAGAAAGGAAAAAAAUCACUUGUUGUAUCGAAAGCCAUACUGAAGCAAAACUAUACCUACAUGCAAAUUGUGCCAUGUGUGCUGAUUCUCUACUAUUGUUCAGGUGCGUCGUACCAAGUAAGAUGUAACAUGAGGCUUGUGCAGCCCUUUAGAAAAGCAGCAA